Molecule: messenger RNA, 5438 nt
Organism: Mercenaria mercenaria
Lineage: Eukaryota; Metazoa; Mollusca; Bivalvia; Venerida; Veneridae
Product: muscle-specific protein 20-like
Exons: 7
Coding region: 174-782 (202 amino acids)
Molecular function (GO): protein binding
Source: RefSeq, a predicted model, not a curated record
AACCCGAAAGGGAUUGUCACUCUAUUGACAAUUUUGUGUAUAAUACCAUAUUUGGGAUAGUAGCAGUUUAAAUCAUAAACACGAUAUAUUUGUUAGCGUUGAUUAAUUAACUGUGCCAAAACCGUGAAUACGUUGGAUUUUUAUACAUAAUUUUAUACAGACUUUGAUUUACAAUGGCAACACGACCACAUGGGUAUGGUCUCACAAGUGAAGUGAACAGAAAGAUAAAUCAGAAGUACUGUCUCGAACUUGAACAGCAGGCCAGGCAAUGGAUGGAAGCGGUAUUACAGAAACCAUUGAUAGAGGGAGAAGAUCCAAAUACGCCAUUGGGUGAAGAGAAGUUUCAGAGAGCUUUAAAAGACGGCGUGUUACUGUGCGAAUUAAUCAACACUUUACAACCAGGUUCUAUAAAGAAAGUAAACCGUAUUCAAUCAGGCAGUUUUAAACAGUUUAAGGAUAUGGAAAACAUAGACAACUUUUUAACAGCGAUAACAAAAUAUGGCGUUUCAACGGCGGAUAGAUUUGGUACUGCUAAUUUAACUGAUAGGAACAACGGCAUGGCUAUUGUAUUGAACUGUAUCCAUGCAGUUGGAAGGGCGGCUCAGAAAAAUGGUUACCAUGGACCUACUCUUGGGCCUAGAGAAUCUCAGUAUAAUCCUAGAUCAUUUGAUGAGGAAACAUUACAUGCUGGGCAAACGCUUAUUGGGCUACAGUAUGGCUAUACGAAAGGGGCCAGUCAAAAGGGUAUGAGCUUCGGCAAAACGAGAUCCAUAAACGACUGACAUUACCAACCUAUAGUCUAUUUCAGAGUAGUUAGGAUAGAAAAUUCACAAUCCAUUUGUCACUGAACGAUGUUCACGCGAGUCAUAUACCAUGCAUGUUAUUAUAUUUUAAACUACGGAUGCAGGUUUUGUUUGGUCAGUAUAUCUAUACAGAUAUGAGUAGAUGAAAUAUAAAUAAACUGUAGAUUGAAGAAUGAAACAGUAUUUUCAAAGUGAUCCGAUUGAAUGGUAGUCUUGUUCAUUAUACACAUUGAUACUUAGAGUGCCAGGCAUUUUAUAAUUUCCAGCUAUGUUUGUAUCAAUAUAAUCUUCAACACACAUUAUAAGUAACGUGUAUGUUGCAAACAUUUUUGUCUUUACCUUAAUAUGUUUGUGUCUGUUGCAAACAUUUUGUUUUCUAUAACGUAUUGUACAUAGAUUUUAAAUCGAAAGAUGUGAGAAAUAUACGUAUACUGCGUCCUUUUUUAAAAAUAGUUUUGCGCGAAUGAAAGCUUUUUUGUGCAUUGUAAUCAACUCAUUAUUGAUAUUAUCAUUUUUAUUGUGUCCAGUUAUACGCAUCUGUUAACAACGAUAUAUUAAGCGGAUUGUCUUGAUACUUUGCCGCCAUUAAAAUAUUUAUGAAUAUGUGUAUGAAUAUAUGCUACGGUGCCUACGCACUCUCUGUAUAUACACCGGCUUACAUAUAAAUUCCGGUGGCCCUGAUUGAACACCAUACGGUUAUAUUCCUGCUGUUUUCUACUUUAUGUGCUUUGAUAUCUAUAACAUCUUUUGAUAAGACUUUUACCUUUAGUCAAUUAUAACUUUCUUGAUAUACCAGUAUUAUGAUCAACAAUAUUUCCUGCGUAUAUUUCAGUAAAUAUUUCAGAUGUUAGAGUGAAAUAUAUCAGGCAAUUUCACAGUGAAAAAUGCCAAAUGAGUGAAAAAUACUAAAUAUACAAAAUUUGGUUAAAAUCAUUGAAAAACAUAAAAUAAAAAGAUAAAUUAUUAGUUUUUCUUCUAAGGUCAUGUAUCUCACUAGAGAACUCCAGAUUUUAGAUUUUCAGUUGUGGUGAUGCUACUCGCGAAAUAUGUUGCAUCUAGUGUUUACUCGGGGAUUAAUCUGCUACUCUAUAUAUUCUAUCUACGUUGGUGUUAAACUGUUUUAUGGAAUGACAUUGAAGAACACUUAAAAAUUUGAAGCAAUGACCACAGUAGAAAUAGGACCGCAAUGGAAAUAUAUGGUUAGAUGUUUUCCCUCAUUUCUUUCGCUAUCCUGGCUAAGGAUUUUUAUGUAGUUUGCCUUGUUUUAAUGCGUAAAUAUACCAGUUAAUUGUAACUCAUUUACAUUGAUUUAAGGCAUAAAUGUACCAAUGAGUUUGUAUUUAAUGGCAUAAAUGUACUUAUGAAUUGUGAUUAAUUUACAUCGUCCUUAGGCAUAAUUGCACUUACUAUAGAAAUAAAGAUAUGAGCCACGCCAUGGGAAAAUCAACAUAGUGGGUUUGCGACCAGCAUGGAUCCAGACCAGCCUGCGCAUCCGCGCAGUGCGCAGUCUGGUCAGGAUCCAUGCUGUUCGCUUUCAAAGCCUAUUGCAAUUAGAGAAACUGUUAGCGAACAGCAUGGAUCCUGACCAGACUGCGCGGAUACUGUUAGCGAACAGCAUGGAUCCUGACCAGACUGCGCGGAUGCGCAGGCUGGUCUGGAUCCAUGUUGGCGCAAACCCACUAUGUUGGUUUUCUCAUGGCGCGGCUCAAUUAUAUAUUUCCCUAGCAUUCAAUUUGGAACUGGAACUGAAGACGAAAUGAGUUUAUUUUUAUUAGAAAUGAUUCGGAUUUUAAUUGAACCUUUAGCCUGCUGGCGGCAAGUUAUUCUGCCUCUGCGACCAGUACAGACCAAGAUCAACCUCAUAUCCGUGCAGGCUGAUCUUGGUCUGCAAUGGUCGCUAUUCAGUAAGUAAAUUUUAAGUGAACACCCCUUCGAAUAAUAGAUGGUACUUUUCCCAAAUUGAAUGACAGACCAGUCUGUUUUGGAAAUUAAACAGGGUAAAGGUUAAGAUUGUUUAUACCGUUAUACAUAUGUGUCUGGUCGAAAGGACAACAAUCCUAGACAGUGUUUUCAACAAAGGAGACAUUCCAGCCACUUUUUGCAUCUAUUUCAGAAAUAAAUAAAUUACCUUCGCAGAAUAACUCGUAAUAUUUAUGAUUAUAUAGCCAGAAAGUUUAAUCAUGGUGGGCCAUAUGCCAUUUAGAUGAAGUUAAUGUAUUAUAUUUUUAGAAUUUAUGUUCAGAUUCUUAUGUAAGCGACAGAUAGAUUCAUAUGAUAUUAUUGGGAAGGAAUGGGCCGAGAGAGAAUCCUGUAUAAGGAGGGAUGGGCGGAGAGAGAUUCCUGUAGAAGAGGGAUGGGCGGAGAGAGAUUCCGGUGUAAGGAGAGAUGGGCGGAGAGAGAUACCUGUUUAAGGUGGGAUGGACGUGAGGGUCCUGUAUAGAGAGGGAUGGGCAGAGAGAGUCAUGUACAGGGAUGGAUUGAGCCCGGGGAUGGACGUGCCCAUUCAGUGAGACAGUAAAAUGAAAUAGUGGAAAACCACAGGUCGCCCAACACGGAAAUGUUGCAGGCUCGGUUUGAUUAAAACGUAAAACUAAAAUCUUAUGGCUGCUUACUUUGUACUACCGUCUUGAACAAAGGAAUAUUUCAGUCUGAGGGCUGUGGUGUGUUCUGUGCAAGGAAUGACAGUUUGUCAGUUUGGAGGCGAUUUUAAUUUUCAGGGAUUUGGUUAAGUGGGGUAUUCAAACUGUAAUUAUGAUUAGACAAAAUGAUUCCUGUGUGACUGUGUGACUCUUAUGGCAGAUGUAGACUGUGUUUAUGUUAUAUAAAAAUAAAGUCAAAUGAGGUAGUGAAUGAGUGUACAUCCAGUGGAGAAUGUUUAAUAGACAGUUUCCAUAUAUUUUCAUAUUCAAGUAUUGGUACAUUGUGCUGCAAGUGCAUAUGCACGAAUGCAAUUUCAUCGCUUAUUAUCACAUACAUAUAUUUAAUUUUUAUAUACUUAAGUAUUAUCACGCUUGUUUUGCCGUCUGGUGUUGUUUGUUUUUGUAUGCCAUAAGAUUAUACAUACAUCAAAAAAGCAGGUGGACUUCAAUUCAAAGAUGUUUUAUGUGCAAACUGCAUGAGAUUAUAGACUCUUACUGCUGAUUUCUAACGGCUUUAUACGGGCUCUGGUCAGGCCUAACAAAAAGUUUCUUUUUUUUUGUCAGUCUGUACAGAAAUGUGUUUUAAGAAACUUAUAAUAUAUUUGACGUUAUCUCAAGAUUUCUAAUUCAACUGAUUUUUUAACCGAUACAACAGUUAAUACAAGUAUUUUAGUUACUUUUAAGGAAGUAGCAAUAUAUCUUUUGAAUCUAUGCAUAUAUAAUUCAUUGUUUUUAUGCCCCCGAAGGGAGGCAUUUAGUUUUUGAACCGACUGUCGGUCUGUCAGUCUGUCGGUCUGUCAGUCUGUCAGUCUGUCGGUCUGUCAGUCUGUCCGCAAUUUUCGUGUCCGGUCCAUAUCUUUGUCAUCGAUGGAUGGAUUUUCAAAUAACUUGGCAUGAAUGUGUACCACAGUAAGACGACGUGUCGCACGCAAGACCCAGGUCCGUAGCUCAAAGGUCAAGGUCACACUUAGACAUUAAAGGAUAGUGCAUUGAUGGGCGUGUCCGGUCCAUAUCUUUGUCAUCGAUGGAUGGAUUUUCAAAUAACUUGGCAUGAAUGUGUACCACAGUAAGACGACGUGUCGUGCGCAAGACUCAGGUCCGUAGCUCAAAGGUCAAGGUCACACUUAGACAUUAAAGGAUAGUGCAUUGAUGGGCGUGUCCGGUCCAUAUCUUUGUCAUCGAUGGAUAGAUUUUCAAAUAACUUGGCAUGAAUGUGUACCACAGUAAGACGACGUGUCGCGCGCAAGACCCAGGUCCGUAGCUCAAAGGUCAAGGUCACACUUAGACUUUAAAGGAUAGUGCAUUGAUGGGCGUGUCCGGUCCAUAUCUUUGUCAUACAUGGAUGGAUUUUCAAAUUACUUGGCAUGAAUAUGUACCACAGUAAGAUGACGUGUCGCGUGCAAGACUCAGGUCCGUAGCUCAAAGGUCAAGGUCACACUUAGACGUUAAAGGAUAGUGCAUUGAUGGGCGUGUCCGGUCCAUAUCUUUGUCAUCCAUGGAUGGAUUUUCAAAUAACUUGGCAUGAAUGUGUACCACAGUAAGACGACGUGUCAUGCGCAAGACCCAGGUCCGUAGCUCAAAGGUCCUAAACUCUAACAUCGGCCAUAAAUACUCAUUCAAAGUGCCAUCGGGGGCAUAUGUCAUCCUAUGGAGACAGCUCUUGUUUGUAUAUUUUUUGUUUAGAUCUAUAUAUUGUCAGAUUUAUACGUUCCAUAACAGCGUUUCUUGAAGGAUUUUAUAAUUACUUGUAAAUGAAUGUGAUCAUCAUGCGCGAGUUUUAAGUAGAGACUUUUUUGUUAGGAUUUGAAUACAGAAAUUGAUGUUCAUGAACCCAUUUCCAUAAUACUUUGAUAUAUCUUUGACGGACUUUACCUAACAGAUUGGAUUUUUUGGUCAAAAGGUUCUUAAAGAAACAAACAUUUUAACAAGAUGUAGAAUAAUCUCGAACAUGAUAGAUCUGUAUCUUAAAUGCAAAAUAGAUUAUCAAUUAAAAUGG